GCUAUUUAGCGACGUACCCUUCCGGUAAAUGCUGGACAUACGCCUUUACUGUUGUCUCUUGAUUGUUCUCGUGGAAAAUAAUUUGGAGUGAUGGACGAAUAAACUAAGAGAGACAAUUCGCGUUGGCAGCACGGGGAGCCAUACUGCAGUCGGCCGGAGUCAGGCGGACAAGCGAGGUAUCUACUUAUAAACAGGUUAUGAUUUGAUUCAAAACAAAAUGGAAAUCGCUAAAAAUUUAUCUCCGGAGAAGGUGAAGAAAGACUUGGAAGAGGAAUUGAAGCUGGGAAGUGAUGAUAUCCGCAGCCAUGCCUGGUUUCAUGGAUCUAUUAGUCGAAACUUGGGUGAACGCUUAGUAAAAGAAAACGGGGACUUUAUUGUGCGUGACUGCAUCUCUCAACCCGGGGACUAUGUAUUGACGAUGCGAUGGCAUCAAAAUGCACUGCAUUUUAUCAUCAAUAGAGUGGUGUUAAAUCCAGACACUACGAAACGUAGAAUUCAGUACCAGUUCGAACGAGAGAGUUUUGACAAUAUCCCAUCUCUGAUUCGGUAUUAUGUGGGUAAUAAGAAAGUGAUAUCGGAAGCGACGCACGCUGUGAUUUCUAAACCGGUAAAUAGGACGAUACCAUUAAGUUACCUUGGAGAUAGUAAAUACGGUACUAUCACAGCGUAUCCGCAAGCAAAACACCACAGGUCUGGAAGUCAACCGAGUAUACCAGCACAGCGUGUUUCAAGUUUCCCACAAACAAUGUCAGAAAGAUGUGAAAGCCAACCACAAAUGCAGACUUUGAUUAACAGUAAAGUGUCUGAAAUCCGAAAUGAACACGGUAUGACACGAUACGGUAGUGAACCGUUACUAAGUCCCAAAACUGAACGCAAAUCAGGAUCUGACUUUUUGGAUAAAAUGCAGUCAUUUGGAUCUGAUAGCCAGUUGGAAGUUAAGCAAGCACCGCCCCCGAAACCAAGUCGAAACCAACCUUUCGAUAGAGAUAGUAGUGACUAUUCACAACUGGUGCAACAAGAACCGAUGCCGAUUGAAUUCACUAAGCUGAAAGAAGAAAACAAAUUGCACUUCAUCAGUCCAAUUUUGAGAGCCAGGAAAUCUUCUGACACUCGGAAUUCAAUAAUAGACACAGACACAAAAGAUAAAUCUUAUUAUAAACUAUACUCUGUUUCACCGCAAGUCAUAUCUGAAUAUGAUAUUGAACUGAUCUCCCGACUGGGCACAGAAUCUGUUUUUAAGCCAUCAGAAUUUACAAGUACUUUAUUGAGUGAAAAGAACAAACCACUGGAAAGUGCAGCCAUUAUUAAAGUUAAGGACAUACUCCUAAAAGGAGAUGUUGUGACAAUUGCGAAACAUCUGACAAAACAAGAUUUAUUGGUGACUCGUAUAUUGUAUGAAAAUGACACUCACUGUUUGUCAGGAUUGGAACUAUUAACGUUACCACAUGCAGUUGUAUUCAGACAAGAUCUUCUAGAAAGAUUUUAUUGUCUCAAGCUGUGGGUUGCAGUAACUAUUAUGACUUGUGUGCAUUUAACAGAGCGUGUUGCUAUGGUAACCAAAUGGAUAGAAAUUGCGGAAAUGUUAAAAAGUAAAAUAUGUAAUUUGUAUGGAUUUGCAGCUGUUAUGGAAGGACUGUGUUGUUCACAAGUAUCUGGUUUGAAAUUGACUUGGGAUGGUUUACGAAGAUCUCAUACAAACCUUGCCAUUAAAUUUGACACAAAACUACGUCACGAUUACAAAUGUUUGAACAUCGGUGAUCAUAAAAGUAUUCCCCUAACAAGGACAACUAUACCACAUAUAAUCCCCUUACUGCAGCUGCUGCAAAGGGAUCCCUCCUCUGUCCAUAAUCAAGAAAUUUGGGAAAAGUCUACGGAUAAUCACGGUUUGGAUUCGGUGCUGAUACACUUAGAUGCCGCAAGAUGUUACGCACAACAAAGUAAUUUGUAUAAAAUAAAUGCAGAGACAGAACUCCGUGAACUGAACGUUAAUGAUGAGUUGCAAGACUGUCUGAAGACAGAGUUUCAUCUGAGAAUACUAUGGGGCAUCCAAGGUACUGACGUUUGCAAAGAGGAAAGGUACGGGAAAUUUAACCGGAUUUUAACUGUCAUGGCUGAUAGAAUUGAACCAUUGCAAACUUUGUAA
Molecule: messenger RNA, 2143 nt
Organism: Saccoglossus kowalevskii
Lineage: Eukaryota; Metazoa; Hemichordata; Enteropneusta; Harrimaniidae
Product: SH2 domain-containing protein 3C-like
Biological process (GO): positive regulation of peptidyl-serine phosphorylation; small GTPase-mediated signal transduction
Molecular function (GO): phosphotyrosine residue binding; guanyl-nucleotide exchange factor activity
Source: RefSeq, a predicted model, not a curated record